GAAGAAAGCAAAGGAAGAGGGUUCAGUAUUGUGACCGAUACGCCCGAGUUACAAAGACUGAAAAGGACUCAGGAACAAAUCAGUAAUCAGGGGGCUGUCAAAAUUAGCAUAACAAGCAAGAUGGAAUUUUCUAGAAGCAGAUAAAAUUUUGAUGCUGAGUUUUAAAAGAAAAGACAUUCAAGACAAUGCUCUGCAAGAUGACAAAGAAGUGGCGAAUAGCAAAACCUAACAAAUUUCAUUAGUUUACAGGAAUGGGAUUUUAAAAAAUGGGACUUUUUCUGACUUACGCUUUUGCUAAGAAAGUUGUUUAUUUGUACUGCAUUCUGUUGUAGCAUUUUUAACUCACUGCAUGGUGGAAUAUUGAGUGAUAUGUAGUUCAAGUUCUGAUAUGUAUAAAAUAGGUAAGAGCUAGUGUGAACUAGAGAAGAUGCAGAAUCAAUACUAUUCUCUUUUCUUGGCAUCCCUUCUGAUCAUUUUUCUGUGGCAAGAACUUGUCCCUAUGGAUUAUUUUGUGAAAAUGUUUUUUAAUCAUUCUCUGUAGUAAUAAAAUAACAGCAAGGCAUCAGAGACACCCAAUGUAAGUAUGAUCAGAAGAAAAUAAUGGGAUUUAUUUGCUUGAAAAAAACCACUUUUUUUCAGGUUGGUAUAUUAUUGAAGAAAAAAGUCACUGAAAAAUGCUAGUUUUUCACAGCAAUGGAGGUUUACCAUUCUUGUCAAAGCAUUCACUAGCUAAGAUUUUGAUGUCUAGAGCCAGUCUUUGAGAUGAAAAAUGUGGGCUCAUUUCCUGGAGCCUUGGCCAAUGGAAACAACUGUUAACUUAGGAGUCAUGCAACUGCUCCUGUAUGUAGACAAGAUGAGAACAAAAGCUCAUCUCUUAUGUUCAUAGCGAGGCUAACUGAAAUUACUGGCUUGUAAGAGAGAAAAAUGUAUUCUUCAGAGCGGCGAAAAGCAUGGCCAUUAAGACUUCCAUUUGGGAUCUGGGAAACUUCAGUGACUCCCUGGUUUUAAUCAGCUGCAUUUUUUAUUCAGACCAGAAACUCAAAUUAGAUCCUCUCACGACCUACAUAGCUUCCUCAAGCAAGAGGGAUUCCUUUGUGUGGGGGAGCUCUGGAACGUAUCAAGGAGAUGAAACGAGCAAUGCUCUGGUGAAUACUUAAUCCCUUGCACGGGUCUGCUCUCUAAGGGGAGAGUGAGAGGAGUGCCCUGCAGCAGGCCUGUGGGAUAUUGUCCUGCCAAGAAAUCUAUUCAGACCUCCCAAGCCCAGUACCUUCAACAUCAGACUGCAGAAUAGUGUGGUACAGCUCACUUGCAUGCUCUUAUCUCUCUCUCUUGUUCAAAGCGCAUUGGGUUUUCUAUUGUGGGAAAAGGAGAUAAUAAAAACAAACAAGUAGUUUUGUGACAUGGGAAAGAGCUUUCUUCCCAUCUCUAUUUUUGAGUGGAUCAAGGGAGUUUCUGUCCUAGUGGAAGAUCUUGUUUCAUGAUUUAUGAUACUAUCUGGUUCCUGAACCAAAGAUACUUACCCGCCUUUUCAGAUCCAGAAAUAGCUCAUUAAAAUGGGAAAAGUGGUUUUAUUUCAGCUUUUCCCCCUUGGUCAAUGCAUGCAUGACUACUUUCUCUUCAUUUCUAGCCACCCAGUUCUUAACAAUAUAAAUUUGAUAUAUCCGGUCUUGACAAUAGAGAGUUGUUUUCUUUAUGUGUGUAGAUGACAGAGAUUCCAAGUCAGGGAAAUAAGUCAUUAGAAAUAAUUAGUCUUGAAGGAUAAAAUGAAAUUUUAAAAUGUGCAUGAUAAAAGAAGUUGCAUUUCAUUUCUGUUUACACUGAAAUAAUUAAUUUAUAGCAUUAUAUCCUAGAAAGACAAUUCUGCAUAGGGCACAAUUUCAAUUUAAUUAGAAAGCUUCUGUAUUAUAGAAAUGCCUUCCACACAGACUAGUUUCUGUAUUUGUCAGAUAAGCACUGUACACCAUGGACUAAGGAUCUAAUAUAGGUUUCAGGACACUGAAAGGUAAGCACUUUAAUAAUUCUGAAAUAAUUUUAAUUUUCCUAUACAGAAAAAUGGAAGAAUACUAAUAUAUCUAUUUAAUUUUCAGUUUAGUUUUGAUUUCACCUUGAAGUACUAGAAACUUCUCAAAGAGCCUAUUUGAACCAAAAUUGUAACUACUUCAUUGAAGGGUUAAAUUUAUACAGCUUCAGGGGAUGCAGAGAAGGACAGGAAUUCCCCCAUAAUCUGAAUCAACUGAACACCUGCCAUCUGGACAAAGACACAAAUGAUAAGAAAUUGGGCACUACCUCAGAUGUGAUAAAAAUACAUUUUCAGUAGCAACUGAAGGAGGACACAAGCCACAUUGCUACUGUAGUUGUGCACAUCUGCACUUCUGAAAUUAGAAGCUGUCCCUAACAGACACUGAACCAUGGCUCCCUAUUUGGAAGCUAUUGGCAGACUUGUUCAGUCUGUUUACUUGCUCAAACAUAAAACGAUCGCUUAAAUUGCCAAAACAGAUUGUAGAGAAAAUUGGCAGGAGAAGAUGUUAACAACAUGGCCCAGAGCUCCACUUGUAGGAUUCACAGCACAAAACCUGCAGAUACUUAUCUCUAAGGGCUUUUUUCCCUCCAUUGAAUUGAAGUGAAGGAGAAGAAUAGGAAACAAGAGAAAUUAACAGCAGCAUCAAUGUCUGCAUUUCACAAAACCAGCUCUGACACAUCAAUGAGGAGUCUGGGCUUUCUGUUAUGAACCAGAGAACAUUUCGGAGCCUUGAAUGGUGAAUUUUUGAAGAGGUGGAUGACAUGCAAAGGAUGAAGAAUCCUGAACUCCAAAAGCAGUCAGAAUAUAUCACAGAAGUAAACACUGACACUGCACCCAUGAACACAAGAAUAUCUUUCAGUUUCAUUGCAGUUGGAGUUGGUGACUUCAUACUGAAAAAGGAUCUUAGGGAGGAUGAAAAUGAGGAUUGGGAAGAAGAAGAAAAGAUCUUCCUCAAACCUGUUAUUGAGGACAAAAAUAUGGAACUGGCCCGAAAAUGCAGUGAAUUAAUAAGCGAUAUACACUAUAAAGAAGAGUUUAAAAAAUCUAAAGGCAAGUGCAUAUUUGUACCUGACACCCCGCAGCUAAAGCAUGUGAAAAGCCUUGGUGCUUUUAUUUCUGAGGUGAAAUAUAAAGGAGCUGCUAAGAAAGACCUUUCCAACUCUCUUUAUCAGCAGAUGCCAGCUACAAUUGACAGUGUAUUUGCGAAAGAAUUAAUGCACCUUCAGAGCAAGGUUCUCUAUAAACAAAAACAUGAUGCUGAGAAAGGAUUUUCAGACUAUGCACGUAUGAGGGAACCUCCAGAUGUUAAACAUGCCAUGGAAGUCAGUAAACACCAGAGUGAUGUAUCCUAUAAGAAAGAUAUGCAAGAUACUCAUAGGUACACAGAAGUGCUGAACAGACCAGACAUAAAGAAAGCAACUGAGAUAACAAAGAUAAUAAGUGAUGCUAAGUACAAGAAAGGAAGGGAAGAACUGAAUAAGGAGUCUGCUGUUCUUGGAAGACCUGAUUUUGAACAUGCUAAAGGAGUUUCAAAACUUUUCAGCCAAGUAAAAUACAAAGAGAAGUUCAGUAAGGAAAUGAAGAGUCACCAGUACAAUCCUCUUGACAGUGCUUCCUUCAAGCAAGCACAGAUUGCAUCCAUCUUGGCAAGUAAUGUGAACUACAAGAAAGAUUUAGAAAGCCUGCAUGAUCCAGCAUCUGAUCUACCAAACCUGCUGCAUUUAAACCAUGCUUUAAAUAUCAGCAAAACACAGAGUGAUGUUAAGUAUAAAGAAAAUUAUGAAAAAACUAAAGGCAGAUCAAUGCUGGAAUUUGUGGAUACACCAAUGUAUCAAGUUUCAAAGGAAGCUCAAAAGAUGCAGAGUGAGAAAAUGUAUCGCAGAGAUUUUGAAGAAGAGAUCAAGGGAAGACCUUCACUGGAUUUAGACAAGACCCCAGAGUUCUUGCAUAUGAAAGAAAUCACUAAUCUUCUGAAAGAGAAAGAGUAUCGAAAAGAUUUGGAAGAAGGGAUGAAAGGAAAAGGAAUGACAGUGUUUGAAGAUACGCCAGAUUUGAUUAGAGUGAAAAAUGCAGCUCAGAUACUAAAUGAGAGGCAAUACAAGAAAGACUUGGAAACUGAAAUUAAAGGGAAAGGCAUGGAAGUUGGUCCAGAUACACCUGAGAUAAGACGAGCCAAGAAAGCUUCUGAAAUUGCAAGCACGAAAGAAUACAAGAAAGACUUGGAGAAUGAAAUUAAAGGAAAGGGAAUGGAAGUGAGUAUGGACACCCUUGACAUACAACGAGCCAAAAAAGCUUCUGAAAUUGUCAGCCAGAAAAUGUACAAAGAUGAAGCAGAGAAGAUGCUCUGUAACUAUUCUGCUGUCCCAGACACUCCUGAGAUGGAGAGGAUAAGAAGCACUCAGAAAAACAUCAGUUCAGUGUUUUAUAAGAAGGAAGUAGGAGCUGGCACAGCUGUAAAAGAUACUCCAGAGAUUGAAAGAGUAAAGAAAAAUCAACAGAAUAUUAGUUCGAUUAAAUACAAGGAGGAAAUUCGGCGGGCAACAACUAUUUCUGAUCCACCUGAACUAAGGAGAGUUAAGGAAAACCAGAAGAAUAUUAGCAAUGUUCAGUACAAAGAACAGCUCUGCAAAGCUACACCUGUGAGUGUCACCCCUGAGAUGGAAAGAGUCAAGAGGAAUCAAGAGAAUCUCAGCAUGGUUCACUACAGAGAGCAGCCUGGCAAAGCUACUGCUGUGAGUGUCACUCCUGAGAUGGAGAGAGUCAGGAAGAAUCAAGAUAACAUCAGCUCGGUCAAGUACAGCAGUGAUCAGAGGCAGAUGAAAGGUAGACGUAGUGUGCUUCUAGACACACCUGAGCUAAGGCAUGUCAAAGAAACACAAAACAACAUCUCAAUGGUAAAAUAUCAUGAAGAUUUUGAGAAGACAAAGGGCAGAGGCUUCACCCCAGUGGUAGAUGAUCCUAUAACAGAGCGUGUACGGAAAAACACCCAGAUUGUGAGUGAUGCAGCAUAUAAAGGUGUGCAUCCACAUAUUGUUGAAAUGGACAGAAGACCUGGAAUAAUUGUUGAUCUUAAAGUUUGGCGCACAGAUCCUGGCUCCAUCUUCGACAUUGAUCCUCUGGAGGACAAUAUUCAGUCUAGAAGUCUGCAUAUGCUCUCUGAAAGAGCAAGCCGUUACAGUAAGCAGUAUUUACAUUCUACCAGUCUGGGAGAUUAUAAAUCAGAUGGCUCUGACACGAACCCUACCUUUUCUUACUGCAGUGAGAUAACAAGGCCAUCUGAUGAAGGAGCCCCUGUUCUCCCUGGGGCAUAUCAACAAAGCCAGACUCAAGGAUAUGGAUACAUGCACCAGACCAGUAUGUCAUCCAUGAGGUCCAUGCAUUCACAGCCUCAUUCAGCAAGUCUGAGAACAUACAGAGCUAUGUAUGACUACAGCGCUCAAGAUGAAGAUGAAGUUUCCUUCAGGGAUGGUGAUUAUAUCAUCAAUGUGCAACCAAUUGAUGAUGGCUGGAUGUAUGGUACUGUUCAGAGAACUGGGAAAACAGGAAUGCUUCCAGCAAAUUAUAUUGAGUUUGUCAACUAAUUUUUGUCUCUAGUCCUUUGAGCUUUAUUAUGAUUUACUUAAAAUCUAACCUUUUAGAAAAAAAUCAGAAGAAUCUUUUAAGCGUUCAUGAUCAUUACUUUAUCACUGCUAUAACAGUUUGCAUUCUCACUCAGAAUCCAUUUUAGAGUCCUUUAAAGAACAAAUAAAUAAUCCACAAGAAGCUCAGAGAUUUGAAAACAGCAUUGCUUAUAAUAGUGCUCUCUCAAAAUGAAAAACAUAUAUGGAAGCCUGGUGCUGCCAGUCCUAUAAAGACUUUGGUCAAUUAACUGUAAAGGGUUAAUGCCUUUUCCUUACACCUCAAAGAUGUUAUAACCAUAAAAUUGAUUCACUUCUUAUGGCACUCUGAAGUCACAGGAGGUUAACACAGUGAUUUUGAACACAUCUUCAAAUUAUUAGGGAAACAUUUAAUCUUUGAGCUGUUAGCUUCCUAAUAAAAAUUAAUAUGUUGAGUAUAAUAAGUUGAGUAGACAAUUCAGUCAUUUGAAAUAAAGACAAGUAACAUGCCAGUAAAAAAAAAACCAACAACAGUAAAACGCCCUACUGCCCAGCAGCCUUACAGUAAAUAUGUCUAUUUUGAUAGCAAAAAUUUCCUGACUCUUGCAUAUCCACAUUUAUUCUUGAAUUAUCCAUUUUUUCGUAUUUCCAAAUGAUCAAUUAGCUUUGCUUCCAUCCUAAUCCAUCAAUUAGAUCCAGGUCUGGAUUCAUGGUUCUUCAGAAUCUUUUCUGCAGAAGAUUCCUUGCAAAGACUAUCUAAAAUAUCAAGCCUGUCAACUCUUCUGUUUCCUUGUAACAAUACUUAGCAUUUAAAUAGAACCUGUCAUUAGGGCAACGUACAACCAAUAGUUCAUGUUGGCUCCUUUGCCUUCACCUGUAGUGCUGUAAAUAAAGACCCCGGUGCUGUGCAGUCACACAGAGCCUGCAGUCACAUCCCCUCUCACCACAGGUACCGCUUGAUGGCUGCUUUGCUGAUGAGCUGAUGUCCCUUCCCCUGCUGCAGAAACUCCUGUGCCUCCAUCGAGCAGUGGAGGAGAGCUCUGGUUCCUCUAGGGCAUUUCAGAUCAGUGGCCUGUUGCUUCAGUUUGCACCCAAAUUCUUGGUGAUCCAACAGUGGGUUGUACGCUUGCCAAAUGAUUAAUGAUGGAGAAGAAUUAUGUUUUCUUUUGCUGAUUUAAUCUUUCUCAUAACUGACAUCGAAGGGAAAGCUAACUAAGCAAAAUCCAAUGUACUCUAUGCCAUUAUGUUUCAGUUUAGCCAUCUGUUGAAAACAGUAAAAAUAUUCUGCUGACAAACCUUCAAUGUGCUAUUUAACUUAUGGCCAGAACUGAGAGAUGCAGGUCUCAGGCUGUGAGACUGGGAGAGGAUCUAACUGCUGGUGACACUGGUUCUGUAAGAGGGAUUUUGUCAGCAGGUUUGGGUCACAGGCAACUUGUUUUUGCUUUGACUGGGUGCUGCAUUCCCUCAUAGUAAGAAAUUGUGGAAGGCAAAAGAGUUAAAGAUUCCUGUGAGAAAUUAUUCAUGUGGAUACAGAGAUGCGUAAGGAACAAAAUGUUUUUCCAGUAAAAUAAUUUGUGGGGUUCAGCUGUGUGCUAAGGAAAUUAACUUUGGAGUAGCCCUCAGAAUACUGAGUCUGCACUGACUUGCUUUAAUUUCUAAAAAUUUUAAAGUAGAGUUAUAUAUAGAGCUUAUAGGUAAUUUUGUAAUUCUCAUCUCACAUAGUAGGCAACCCUGCAAUAACUAUUUAAAAAAUAAAUAAGGAAGGCAGUAUGGAUUUGUUAUGUCAACUGAAAGCUGUUAGUGCAAAUACCUGCAAGUUCUAUUUUUGCAUACAGUUUUUGCAUACAAUUUCCAAAGAAUUGGGAAGCUUAUGCAAUUUUAUUUUGGGUUCUUGCUAACACAGGGAUGAUACCAGCUGCCAAACAGAAUGGAAUGACUGCAUUAAAAAAAAAAAAAGUCCAUGACUGUGGAAUUACCUGUGCUUUCUUGUCAGCAGCCUAAUUUCAAGGCUAAAGCUGUCCAGGACUCUCUAAUUUCAAAAAAUGUGUUUUAAAAGCAGAAUUCCAUGACUAUAAAUAUGUCAUUUGUAUAGUUGACUGCAGGGAUUUAAAAUUCUUGCAAGUUUUGCAUAAGGAGAUGAUCUUGCAGCAGACCCUUGUGCAUUACUGGCGACACCCACAUGAAAUCAGCAAGUCAAAUGACUUUGUUAGAGGCUGAUCUUGUAUGCUGAGCAAGAAGCUCUGAAACAAGCAGUUUGCAUCUGUGUUGGUUUUCAUCACUGGCCAUCAACAGUGAGGAGAGGAAUCUCAUCUUCUGCUGGCUGGCGAAUUUUUCAGAUGAUGCCUGAGGCACAAUUGGCUGUCACUUACUGCUGUGGUGCUCUAUUAGCUGUGUAAUGCUGACAACAAUAAAAACAAGGUGUCAGUUUGCUAACCAAAUAUGAAUAAAAUAGAAACAUAGAGAAUAUCUGUAUGGCAUCAAGUUGCAAUUUUUAGUGACUUAUAAAAUGGAGCCUCUCCACCUAUAAAUACACAAUCAUUCUUCGUAAAUGAGGAGACAGCUUACAGUGUUGAAUACUAUAUGUAGAGAAGUAAAUCAGAAAAUAAGCAUUUGGUGACAUUAGAGAACUAUGUUAUGCUGAACAACAGAAAUAAAAUUUCCUUUAUGAAUUUUGAAUACUCAUUAGCCUGGCAUAGCAUCUAGAGCAAUUUGGAAAAAAUAAAAGGUCAAGAAAACAAAACAGCAUAUGAGUUGUAUAUCUCUUGAGAAUGGUAUGUCAGCAGAAUUAUUAAGAUCUGGUUUGAGUUACUUAUUCUUGUAGUCAAAUUUUUUGUUAUAUAUGCUUAGAAAUUCAUAUUUAUAUAGAAAGGUUCCUGCUUUUUGAUAUAAAACAAACUUUAGUGUAAUAUUGCAGCUUUGUUCUAAGCAAUGCAAAGGCCCGAAAUUAACAGAAUGCAAUUAUAAUUUUUUUUUUUUAAUAAGAACUAAAAUUUGUAGGGCAGGGAGAGUAAGUCAUGAACUAAAUUGUGCCAGCACACAUUUUUCAAAGCAUAUGUUGGAGACUGUUAAAUGCAGUGUGAUAUAGGGGUGAAAAGAUACUACAUGCUGUCUCGUUACCUUUAAAGUUUAUAUUAAUUUUUAGCACAGCAUGUUCCCCUCACUGUUCUUUCUUCCUGUAGUCAACAUUUUUUUCUGGGGAGAGGAAAGGGCUUUUAAGGACUUGAAUUUCUCAAGCUGUUCCAAAGUUCCGGUUGGAAGUCCACAUGUUCCCAUUUUAGAAAUAAAGAAUUCUGUAAAGAAUGCUGUAAUUCUUGCUAACAUGAGUAUAAAUGUAGAAAACAACAUAGAGCAUAUUCAUGCAUACAUACAAGAACAAAUGGGUGCCUUGCUUUUCAUUACUCUUUCUUGCCUGGCUAAUCUUCAUUUUUUAAACAAAGCUACAUACAGGUACUGCAGUUGUAAUUUUUCAUUAUGGAACAUUAGCAUUUAGUCUUGAUGAAACAGGGUUUUCUUGAUUACAUUUGACAUACAAUAAACUACUUCAGCAGAUUGGGAUUUGACAGAGAAUCACCUCCCAUGGAUUAUGUUUUUGACAAAUGUGUCCCUGCCGAGUGUUUCUUGGGGAUGUGGAAGGUCUCCAAUACUUGAGAAAGGUAAUAAUUCUAGUUUUAUUGUACAGUGACUGCAUGUCAUCUUGUACGAUGAAAAAGAAAUGACAAAUACAGAGGUCUUUGGCAGAAGGUGGUACAGGGUAUAAAAUCAUAGAUUUUUAUUAAGUUGAUUAAUACUCCAUUUAAAAUACAGACUAUGCUUUAGUUAGUAAAUGUUUAAAUAAUAUACUGAAACAGACAGAAGACGCUGUUGAAAGAAGUCCUCCAAACUGAUGUGCUGGCAAAUGCAAAGUACUAGUGAGCUGUAGAAGAUUAAACCAUUUUGCAAUGCUUUAGUGAUUUUCUCCAGCUUUAUGCCAUAGGAACCCCGUCUCUCCUUUGGAAAGAAAACCUGAAAGCUCUAUUUCCUAAACUGCCUGCACUACAACAGUAUAUUCAAAGGAAUUUCAUAUGCUUCUUGUGUCUGAUAAAUAGAAUUUGCAUAUUGUACUUCAGUUGUAAUCCAGUUGUUGUUGACAUUUGUUUAAUUAUUAUUAUUUUAGGGGGGAAAAUAACCUAUACUGUAGCAUUUCAAUUGUGUAUUUAAUAUUACUAUUAGAAAUUGCUAGACCAUUGGAAGACAGCAAUGACUGUAUUGACAUUGAUUAGCAUGAUGUGGAAAAUCACUCAGCUGUUGGUUUUUGCAGUGUGAUAUAAAAAAGCAAAAAUGAACCGCUGUGCAGUUUGGCUUAUGUUUGCUUUGAAGUGUGUAAAGUUUUAGUUAUUUUGCAAAACUGUACUGUACUGGGGGUAUACAGUUAUGAAGGUAACAAUUGUUUUUCAAAAGACAGAUGAACUUACUCUUGGAUCAUAUGUAUCAUCUUAAUUUGGCUUUUGUUAUGCAGAAAGUUAACACCAGCUAUUAAAAUAUAUUUUAGUAGAAAUGCUUUAAUUCCUGUUUCUUCCUCUACACUGUGAAUAUUUAAGCUUUGGUGGACUAGAGCAACAUCAUGCUGCCCAAAGUACUAACCUAUGCAACCUAGUUCACAUUUUAGUUGAUGUCACAGUGGAUGUAACAUAACAAUUUAUUUUGCAUAACAUUAAACUUCAUUCAAAUAAAAUAUUAAACCCA
Molecule: messenger RNA, 10338 nt
Organism: Catharus ustulatus (Swainson's thrush)
Lineage: Eukaryota; Metazoa; Chordata; Aves; Passeriformes; Turdidae
Gene: NEBL
Product: nebulette
Exons: 31
Coding region: 2782-5601 (939 amino acids)
Biological process (GO): cardiac muscle thin filament assembly
Cellular component (GO): focal adhesion; Z disc
Molecular function (GO): actin filament binding
Source: RefSeq, a predicted model, not a curated record